Molecule: messenger RNA, 2249 nt
Organism: Kockovaella imperatae
Lineage: Eukaryota; Fungi; Basidiomycota; Tremellomycetes; Tremellales; Cuniculitremaceae
Product: glycoside hydrolase superfamily
Exons: 1
Coding region: 244-2040 (598 amino acids)
Source: RefSeq, a predicted model, not a curated record
UUCAGUGUUUCUCGGGCCGGUUCACCCCGCGUCCCGAUGACAUCAAUCAGGCAGAUAUGCGGUGGGGUAGCAAUGUUGAUCUGUUAUACAUCUUCAAUCCCACACCAGUAUCUGUUGCCUUCCUGUUCUCGGGCUUGGCAUGCUCACCUGUGGUUGUGUGUGAGGUCCAAGUCAGACGAGCGAGGAAUCACCGGGCUAUGAUGCAUACAGUAGAAGGUCCGGCAAGCUAGAUCUGACUUCACCAUGUACGUCUCCGAAAUGCUCCGCUUCAGCCGGCUGUCGAUAAUCCUGACCGUCUUUCUGGACUACUGGAACACUAUCACAUCCACAGUGACCAAUCACCAGCCCGAAAAAGGCGUCCCGCUCGAGUUGCGUGUCAAUUUGGUCCAUAAGAACCCUGGAGAAGGGCCAACUCAGACGAAGUAUUCCGAUCCGCGCGUUGUAAAGAGUUUGGGAUACAAUGUCAUGGUCAAGCAUGAUGGACAGCCGCCAUCCGCCGCCAUCACCUGGGAGACCUUCGAUCCUGCUAUCUUCCCGGCAGGCUCGAAGUCGAGACAAUGGGUUGAAGAUCUAGCAAUUGUGAUCGACAAUGAUAUUCAAGCUAUACACAAUGAGGGCUUGAAAGCCAUGUACUGGUUCGACAUGUUCACCUUGCCAAAAUCACUCGUGGAGAGAUAUGGAGAUGUCAUCGUGGAUCAAAGUGGGAAGUGGUCGAUGGACUCGAAGCAAAUGUACAAUAUCACAGUGUACAUGCUGAAUGCUGUCUUUGAACGAUUUCCCGCUCUGGAUGGCCUCCUCGUCCGGACCGGAGAGAUAUACACCUUUGAUGUACCCUAUCAUGUGGGUGCAAGUCCGAUCACAGAUGGAUACAAGAGUCACAUCAAGCUCCUGAAGGCUCUAGAGGAGACAGUCAUCAAGAGACACAACAAACUCCUGCUGUACCGCACCUGGUCUUUCGAUGGCUUUAUCAACGAUCCCGAAUACUACCUCAACGUGACAAAUGAGAUCCAGCCUCACCCCAAUCUCUACUUUGUCAUCAAACAUACCGAAGCUGACUUUUGGCGAACAGUCAAGUUCAAUCCCACUCUAGGAAUUGGAAAGCAUCAGAGCCUAGUGGAAAUCCAGUGUCAGCGAGAAUACGAAGGCAAAGGUGCGACCCCUCAAUACGUGAUGCACGGUGUGAUCGAUGGCUUUGAGGAAUACAACACGAUCUACAAGAAGAAUCCUGCAAAGUAUGAUGACUAUACGGGACAUCGAAGGCUCAAGGACCUCGUCGGGUCACCUCUCUUCAAAGGUAUAGUCACUUGGUCUAGGGGUGGAGGAUGGAACGGUCCCUAUCCUGCAGACGAGUUCUGGAUUGACAUGAAUGUCGAAGUGAUCGCCCGUUGGGCCCUGAAUCCGACCAUCUCGGAAGAGGACGUUUUCCAGCAGAUUUAUCAGUAUAUGGAGAGUGGCUCAAUGCGAGCCCUCAGGCAGUUGGCUCUCACUGCCUCACGAGGCGUACUCCUGGGACACUAUUCCCUGAUACACCAAUUGAGCCGUCUCGAGUGGACCAGAGACUCGCAUAUCGGCGGGAUGGAUCUAGCACUGGCUAAAGAAGCCGCUCAGAUCGUCGAUGCUGAGCAAGUCGAUGCCGCUCUUAAGGAAAAAGAGGAAGCUUUGCGCCUCUGGGACGAGGUGGAGCGUCUGGCUCACGAUGUGAAGGUCAGCGACACGAGAUUGCGAAACUUUAUGGACUCGAGCAUCAAUUACGCCCAGCUCUAUUACCGCCUCAUCGCCACCUCCUGGACUGUAGGCUUGCUUGGCCUGAAAGGUAACCAGACUGGAGUGUUCGAAAUCGAACGGAUCAAGUCCGCCAUGAACGAUUACGAUGCUACACUUAUACGAUAUAACGAGCUUUCCAAUCGAAAUCAAAGUGGUGUGCUUUCAUCGCUGUACACGCCGUUCGACGCAGGCAUCUUUGCUCCAGGCGGCGAUGCAAAUACUGGAGCCAGUCCAACAGUGAACCAGUGGCGUUUCGUGGUAAAGAACGAAUCAUGAAUCUAGAAGCAUUGUUUACGGAUCCGGCAUGCAUGCUCCGGGGAAUCACGAGUGACGGCAAAGAAACAGGUGACGGGACACUCAAAGGGAAUAUAGAGGCACUGCAGGAUCCAGUCUAGCAUUGGGACCGGAUCAAGAUGCCGCGGACUUUUCGAGCGACAUUGCGAAGGCGAUCGCGGAACCUCCGACCAUUUUCCAGGGGCGGCGGC